Molecule: messenger RNA, 1239 nt
Organism: Phaethon lepturus (White-tailed tropicbird)
Lineage: Eukaryota; Metazoa; Chordata; Aves; Phaethontiformes; Phaethontidae
Gene: SLC16A14
Product: solute carrier family 16, member 14
Exons: 3
Coding region: 1-1239 (412 amino acids)
Biological process (GO): monocarboxylic acid transport; transmembrane transport
Molecular function (GO): monocarboxylic acid transmembrane transporter activity
Source: RefSeq, a predicted model, not a curated record
AUGUCGUUUUUCUCGGGAUGCACAGGGAAGCGCAGUAAACACCAAGGCAAGCGUGAGCCCGGCCUGUGUUUUCACAGCAGCCAGCGGCAGGUAGGCGUUGGAAGUGGCAUGGUUUAUCUGCCGGCGGUGGUCAUGGUAGGGCAGUAUUUUCAGAAGAGAAGAGCGCUUGCACAAGGACUCAGUACCACAGGAACAGGGUUUGGAGCUUUCCUAAUGACUGCCUUACUGAAGUACCUCUGCACCGAAUUUGGGUGGAGGAAUGCCAUGUUCAUCCAGGGCGCCAUCUCCCUGAACCUUUGUGUCUGCGGGGCGCUUAUGAGACCACUCUCUCCCAAAGACGUUAUUAGUGAAAAAUACGUUGUAAGAAAUAAUAGUGAAGAUAAUCAGGCAAAAGCUCUGUCCCAUUCUGCAGAGACUAUAAAAUCUAACGGAGUCCUCAGUGAAGAACCAGAAAAAAAAGAAGAGGCAACAAAUGAAGAAGUGCUUGACAGUGUUCAGCACAUAGAAAUUGGAGGUAAAUCUAGAAGCGGAAGGAAUAUGUACGGACUGCGCAUUCUUAAGACAGCAAGCCAGCUGAUGGUUACAGUCAGGAAGGGCUUUGCAAUAUGGUACUCCAGCUACUUUGGAGCUGCAUCACUGUUUACCAAUAGAGUAUUUGUGGCCUUUAUAAUUUGGGCUUUGUUUGCCUAUAGCAGCUUUGUCAUUCCCUUUAUUCAUCUUCCAGAAAUAGUCAAGCAGUACAACUUAUCUAGUCAGAACAAUAUAUUUCCUUUGACAUCCAUUAUAGCCAUUGUUCAUAUUUUUGGUAAAGUGAUCCUUGGAAUUAUCUCUGAUCUACCAUGCAUCAGCACGUGGAAUGUCUUCCUCAUGGCUAACUUCACCCUGGUCACCUGCAUUCUUACUUUGCCACUAAUGCAAACAUACGUUAGCCUGGCUGUGGUUUGUGCUCUAAUAGGAUUUUCUAGCGGCUAUUUUUCUCUAAUGCCCGUCGUGACUGAAGAUUUAGUUGGAACUAAACACCUUGCAAAUGCCUAUGGCAUCAUCAUUUGUGCCAACGGAAUAUCUGCAUUGUUUGGACCACCCUUUGCAGGUUGGAUCUAUGACAUCACACAUAAAUACGAUUUUUCUUUUUACAUAUGUGGCUUGCUAUAUAUGGUGGGAAUAAUAUUUUUACUUAUACAACCUUGUAUUCAAAAGAAACAACCAAGAGAAAAAUCUAUGGAAGAAGCACAAGCAUAG